This is a messenger RNA of Odocoileus virginianus texanus, 1785 nucleotides long. RefSeq names its product spexin hormone (gene SPX). Gene Ontology annotation, biological process: positive regulation of gastro-intestinal system smooth muscle contraction. Gene Ontology annotation, molecular function: neuropeptide hormone activity. NCBI's taxonomy places the organism in Eukaryota, Metazoa, Chordata, Mammalia, Artiodactyla, Cervidae. The record is from RefSeq and is a predicted model, not a curated record. Gene Ontology annotation, cellular component: cytoplasm.
AUGCAGGGAUUCAAAAGUCUGGUGGUAAUGACCUUGACCUUCUUCCUGGUGUUUUCUUUCAUGGGAAAUUGCAACAGUGCUCCGCAGAGACUCUUCGAGAGAAGGAACUGGACUCCUCAAGCUAUGCUCUACCUGAAGGGUGCACAGGGGCGCCGCUUCCUUUCCGACCAGAGCCGGAGGAAGGACCUCUCCGACCGGCCGCCGCUCGAAAGACGAAGCCCAAAUUCCCAACGACUAACUCUUCCAGAGGCAGCAGCUGUACUAUUGGCUUUUUUGCAGAAACCACAAGAAGCUGGAGAAGAAAACUUGGAUCAAACCAGAUUCCUAGAAGACAGUCUGCUAAACUGGUGACAAUAUACCGGAUUCCAUUCAAUUAUCAUUCUAUUCUUGUUGAAAACAUGAGCCAUGUGAAUAAAGUCUGCGGACCCUUUUUCCUUCAUUUGUAAUCUUAGGAACAUGUGCAGCCAGUUUUAUUCUUCCAGAAGCUAAAGUGAUGCUGCAUUCUUAGAACAUCAUUGCUUUCUUCCAUGACUUCAGGUCCUGUUUAGAUUACCUGGUAUCUUACUCUUGAAUUUAACCCAUUUAUAGUUAUUAGGUUGAAGACUCUUUAAAGUGUUCCUUCUUUUUGUUACAAUACCCAUCUUGAUUUAAUCAUUCUUAGUUUUUUUUUUUGUUUUUUUUUUUCAUUUUAUUACCCACUUGCAUUAUCUUAGCACUCAACAGUGAAUCUCCUCUCCUUUCCCCCCUUUCCUCACCUCCAAGGAGAGAGAGGUGGGAAGCAUGGGAGGAUGGGAAAGAGUGAAAUGUGAUUGUCAGUAUCCAGGAGAGGUGAGUUGUCAGGAAGGGAAGCAGGGGGAUGACUGGGAAGAAGCCCUGUGAUCAGUCAGGACACUGCAGUUGCUGAGGGAGGGGACCCUUGGUGAGGCAGGAGGCAGUGGAAGGUUCUACAGCGGGGUGCUCCCCCUGUGCUCUCUGGGGAUUUCCUUGAAUUCAGUUUAGAAACGAGGAUCUAAAAAUUACUGGAAAAUAAGAUGGAAACACACUCCACUCCUGGAUAUACUGUACAAAAGAAAUGAAUCAUUUUUUUUAGAGCCAUUUUCCUUGGCUAAGCAGAUUCAAAGAUUGCUUAUUCUAACUGUCUAGAACUUGAGGCUUUAUUUGCCCCUGGAGGAGGAAAUAGCAACCCACUCCAGUGUUCUUGCCUAAGAAAUCUCAAGGACAGAGGAGCUUGGCAGGCUGCAGUUCACAGGAUUGCAAAGAGUCAGACAUGACUGAGAGAUUGAGCACAAACUAGACUUUAUUUGCAUUAAAACAUAACAUAAAGGCACCCCGAGAAUGUAAGUGCAUGAUACUAUGCCUCGUUUAUUUUUAAAUUCAACUAUAAAGUCGACAGUUUUUCAGUACUGUCUGAAAAAUAAAAUAUGCACUACCUACACCAAGCAUAUAGUAUAUUUAUUUGGAAUUACAAUAUGACCAGCAUGUUAAUUAUUUCUGACUUAAUUAAUUGAAAAUUGUUACUGAUAAUUGUCAUAAGUGGAAAGCAUUGUCAAUUCUUAUUAUCAUCAGUACAUAAGCUAUUAGUAAGUAGGUAAAGAAUAUCAUUAUAUGAAUGUCUCUGUAACUUGGAAUUACAGUUUUAUUGUAUUAAGUAAACAAAAGCCUAUAUGUAAGAUGUGUCUGUAUCUCAUUUCAUAAUUGAAUAACGAAACUGUUUUCAAGUUAAUGUAACAUGGCUCUCUGCCAAAAAGUUAAUAUGCUAGCAUUAAAAAAUUCUUUGUGGUAUUA